Molecule: messenger RNA, 4725 nt
Organism: Anarrhichthys ocellatus (wolf-eel)
Lineage: Eukaryota; Metazoa; Chordata; Actinopteri; Perciformes; Anarhichadidae
Gene: n4bp3
Product: NEDD4 binding protein 3
Exons: 10
Coding region: 1573-3489 (638 amino acids)
Cellular component (GO): cytoplasmic vesicle
Source: RefSeq, a predicted model, not a curated record
UCAUUUCUUGAUUCAUUUCUAAGAGCCAGACAUCCAGCACGCCUCCCAUAGCUGCUUCCUGUAAUGUUAUUGUCCAGAAGAACUUAGGCAGAGGAAAUGAGUCUCGCUUGGGUUGUUGUCUUGUUUAGUUGUCUGGUCAGACAGGUACAGUAUCUGUAAGCAGGCCCUGACUCGUCCCUCUCUGUUGUUUUCUGCCUCACAUUUCCAUCCAUGCAUCUCCACAUUCCUGUUCUAUCUUUGCUCUGUCCUUCCUCCUGCUGCUGCCAUUUUUCCAUCCCCACUUGCAACUGAAAAUCUGUGGAAUCUCAGACUGGAUAUGCCUGCGGGGCCCAAAGGUAAUGACAGGGGUACCGUAAGCGGCACCUGCUCAAGUGUUGGACUGAUCUGCCUAUAGCUUUGAUGGGGUUAUCCCGUCCUUUCAUUUUUCAGCUGAUUUUCUUCAAAUUGCACUCGGCGGGGCCCCACAAAACAUUACAUUCUUGCUCUGGAAUGCCUCUAAUAGCGUGCCAAUCGCUACAUUGUGCAUCUCUGGUUGGCAAGGUGCUUUAUUAGCUGGGAUUCCUGUGUGCCCACCUAUCGGUGCCAGCUUUAAGAAGAUACCUCCUUCACUCCCCUCAGCUCGGCGGCCUACAUCGCAUGGCGAAGAAAGGAGUCACUCUCUCCCGGCUAAGGAGCAGAGAACAAUGUCCUCUCUUUUCUCCACCCCUCAGAUGCAAGCGACUCCAGUUUGAGUUAUGUAACUUGAUACGUUGCAGAACCCAUCCACUAACCCAGCCUCAAGAAGGGGGACUUACACUCAGACUAUUGUCCAGACGGUCCACGCUGAGACAACCCCCACAUGUUCUCAUUUUCCAUUCCUUCCUCAUCUGCACUCUCUCAUUUUUUCCAACCCUCAUCCCUCUUUCUCUGUGUUCCUGCUGUCUGCCUUUUGACCUAAUUCUGAUCCCUCAUUAUUGUCUUAUUAUCCGUGAGCAAACAAGGCAGAUUGUAUUAUUGGUAUUUGUCCAGUGAAGCUGGCUCUCGUAUGUCAAUGCAGGCUCUGGAUUGACCACCUCAAAGCUGGUUCACAUGCGGGGCUUUUGUUUGUGUAACUGGGAGAACAAGUCCAACCACACCGGCCCCUGAGAGGGCUGAAAGAGCACAAAGAGAUGAGCAGGUGAGGAGGGGAAGAGGAGGAAAGGGGAUAGGGUGUAGAGUGGGCAGGAAAGUACCAGGUUCUCUCAGGGGAGUCGAAACUGGCGUAUAGCUGCUGCAGAGGUCGACCUAAAUAUUUCUCCCUGUUUCAGACAGCUUAAGAUCAACUUCGUCUUCUAUUUAGAUCAGUGCAAAGUCAUCUUGUCGUGGCCUGCAGGUCAGCUGUUACGACCGGGCAGCUCCCUCCCAUCCGCACCUCCCAACCAGCAUCACAGACUGAGAAACAGGAAGUCAUAAUCAUGGUGUGAUAAUCAGCAGCGCGGGCAUGAGACAGAAAGAGAGAGAAAUAGAGUGAGCAUGGGAUCAGGAGCAGAGAAGUGAAGCUUCAGGUGGACAAACAGACAGAGCACCUUACCCCCCCACAGAGCCCUGUAACCAAUGGCAACCUCUGUCCAAACUCUUCCUUUGACCCGCGGCCCCAACAAGAACUUCCGUAACCCGUUGCCCGUCUCGUCCCGUUGCGGCAUGGGAAGUGUAGGCAGCCUGGUGGAGAGGCCAGAUGUGUCUCCGACUAAAGGCAGCCGUGCAGUGCCCCAGGUGAGACCCAAACAGACCAACGGCCUCCUGAAGAAAGGCUUCACCCAAAGGGAGCUCCUCAACUACCUCAACAUCACCAGAAAAGAGCCCAAAGCGAGCGACGGUAAGAAGGACGUUAUCUCUGGCCUCAGCUCUGCCGGUGGCCGUGAGGAGGACGGCUUAUACGCCAAGGUCUACCAUAAAGACGGCACCGAAGUAGAUCUGACAAAGAACUCACUGCCAAGUGGGGGAAAGUAUGAAAAGGCUCGAUUAAGGUCUGCCUUCAAGCCUGUCACCCCCAAAAAUUUCAGCUCCAUGCAAAACCUCUAUCCAGCUUCCAAGUCGGAGGAUGUGGACCAUGGCCUUUCCAACGGGCUGCACAGAGCCUACGCCCAUGUGCCCAAAGCCGUCUCCACCUCUUCCUCCUCUUCCUCACCGUCCCGUCAUGGCGGACCGACAUCCAGUGGUAACAAGGCCCUCUCCUCGGUGCGUGGGACGAGCCAGGAGGAUGAUAACCUGUCAGACUCAGGCCAUAACUCCAUGAGCAGCCUGCCACCGUACCGGCCUCCCUUCCGCCCACACCUGUCUCACAUCAGUGCAUCUAUGGGCCAGAUCAACACCAUCGGCUCCCUGGACCGUACUUCUCUGGCCCAGAAGGCUGUAGGGCCAGGGGGCGUGGCCACAGGAGAUAUGGCAUGUCGGAGCAUGGCAACCCUGAGCCGUCUGGCUCCAUAUGGAGGGGAGGCUCCACCUCCUUAUGAAUGGACACUCUCCCUGUCUGUUGAGGAAGUGGUCCGGGAUCUGGAGGAGCGCCUGGUGGAGAAAGAACAUGAGCUGAAACAGAUGAGGAGAAACCUGGAUGAGAGUGAGGGUGCCAUUGCUCAGGUGUUCGAAGGGAAACAGCGUCUGUGGGAGAAGGAGGUGGAGGAGCUGAAACGCCUGUAUGCCGCCAAGCUGCGUCAGGUUUCCCAGCAUGCCCAGCGUUCCCAGCGCAGCCUGCAGCUGCAGCUGUUCAAGGCCCAGCAGGAGAAGAGCCGACUGCAAGAGGAGCUCGACAGCCUGAAUAGGGAAAAGAGUCAGGAGGACGGAGCCAUGGCGAAGCGGACCAGUCCCACUCUGGAGGAGACGCAGUGGAAGGUUUGCCAGAAAUCAGGGGAGAUCUCCUUGUUGAAGCAGCAGCUGAGGGACUCCCAGGCGGAGGUGACCCAGAAGCUGAGUGAGCUCUUCCAGCUGAAGACGCAGCUCAGGGAGACCCGCACAGAUCUGCGCAACAGGGAGGGCCAGAUAGAUGCUUUAAAGCUAGUUGUGCAGGGGACACAGCGCCGUAGAUGCCCCUCUCAGACUGCACACGAGGAUGGAAAAGGAGCUGAAGAGAGUCCUCCAGCUGGGGCAACAGGAGGUUGCGGGGGCCCAACAGAGGAGCGUCUGCGCGCAGAGCUCCUGCUGGAGCGACGCCAGAGCGAGGCCCAGGACAUGGCUUUCGAGGAAGAGAGGCAGACGUGGCAGACGGAGAAGGACAAGGUCAUCCGCUACCAGAAGGAGCUGCAGGCCAGCUACUUAGAGAUGUACCACCGCAAUGAAGCGCUGGAGAGGGAACUGCACCAGCUGAGGGCGGGCAGAGAGCAAGGAGGAGGAGAGGGAGGAGGAGCAGGGAGCAGAAAUGGGACAUUGGAAACAGAAGUGCCAGAGCUGAGGAGUGAGAAAGCGGGCGAGAAACAAGACGACAGACCUUCUUCUGGUUUGCCGUGGAUAGACAGAAUUGAAUCAUCUGAAAUUUGAAUGUGACCGACUUACUGGUAUUUGCAAUGCAAAGUGUUUUCACUCUGAACUAUGGUUUCUACUGAAGCCCGUGUCAACUGGAGAAGGAAAAAAACUAGACUUACCACGUUAAAAUGAUGAGAUAGUCAAAAUGACUCCAUUGUGACCCAAGUCAGAUUUAUGAAGGAUAUCAAUUAAGAAAUUGUGAAUAAAUGAUGAAAGAAAUCAGAAUGCUUUCUUACACAAAAUAAUAAUAGUCCUUAGUCAAGAUUUUGAUCUGCUGCGUGAACAUGAUCAGAUACUAAGUUAAAACUCUGGCAAGUGUUUUUAUUUUCGUCAUUUUUCAUCUACUUUUCUUCUUCUCCUGGAGAACAUGGGCAUCCAUAGAUUCCUAACCGUUUGCAAUUCCCUUGUUGAUUGUUAAAUGCCCUGAUCCUGCAAAGACUGGACCAAUAAGAUCCUACAGAACACACUACUGCUGAGGGGAGCUGCACAGAGGGACCGUCUGUGCCUCAUCUGUCCUUGGCAACCAAACUGUCGCGCUUACCAAUUAGGAACUUGUAAAUGAGCAAAUUGAUAUCUUGAUUGUUACUAUUUUGUGUUAUAUUUUGGUAGUUACUUUUUGGAUUGGACUGCUGUAUAGUCUUCUUGACGGUAACCAAAGGAUUCAAGGGGGUUUAGUGUGGCCCAGUGACAUCUCAGCACCUGUUUAGUCUGUGCAGAAGGUUCUGUGCAUCUCUGGGUUAAGUAUCAAGGAUUAAAGCGAACUGGUGCCACGGUACUAAUGCUGUGUCUUUGCCAUCAAGAAAACUGUGUACCAUACUUAUAACAACUGGUUCUUUCUCAUUCAGUUUCCAGCUCCUGUCAGGUGAGAUCUAUAUACUUUGUGCAUAAUGUCAUUUUGAUUUGAUUGGCCUUUAGUCGUACUUCAAGCACACUGUUGUCUUAAUGGGCAUAUUUCCACUUCUUUUGAUUGCAAUGAAAGCGAUCAACAGACAGGGAUCCUGAACAUAACUGCCCUGCUUAUUGGUGCACAUAUCCAGCCAAUUACAACUCAAUGCAUGGCAUGGGUGAAGUUGUUCUCUUGUAUUGUUUGUUUUUAAUAUGUGAACAUUCAAACGCCAGCUCUCAACCGACCCUUCAACAUACUGUGACUCUUGUCUAUUUACUGGAAUUUAAACUGUACAGUAUAGAUAUACAUAUAUAUAUAUAUGUCUGUUUUGGAUUCAUAAUAAACGUUUAUGAAGUGGUGUGAAA